AUGGCAUCGAAUCAAUUUACCGUUACCUCCCCUCCGUCAGACGCUAUUUCGGCUUUGAAGUUCUCUCCCGAAUCUAAUUCUACACGAUUCGUUGUAUCGUCGUGGGAUAAGAACGUUUAUCUAUACGAGCUGCGCGAUGAGAAUGGGAAUGUAGGGGAAGGGAAAUUGUUGCAAAAAUUUGAGCACCGCGCUCCGGUGCUAGAUGUGUGCUUCGGCGCAAACGAAGAUGAGAUCUACACGGCUGGUUUGGAUUGGGACGUCAAGAAGAUUGACGUAGCAUCGGCUACGCAUACCGUACUCAGCAGCCACGAUGCAGGUGUUCGAAGCGUUGUCUACAGCAAGGAACACAACCUGGUGAUAUCGGCUUCGUGGGAUUCCACAUUACAUGUACACUGUACCGAUAACACGAACGCUAUUCCCGCAAUUAUUCCUCUUCCUUCCAAGCCAUUUUCCAUGUCUCUUACCGCCACAAAACUCGUCGUCGCAAUGGCCUCGCGCGCCUUAAAUAUAUAUGAUUUGAAGUCUUUGGCUCUUCUGACAGCGCAGUCGGACGGCACAGCUCCGAAUAAGAUCGAGGUGGCACCGUGGCAAAGAAGGGAGAGCAGUCUCAAGUUCAUGACUCGCUCCGUGGCCUGCAUGCCCGACGAUGCAGGAUAUGCCUCUUCGAGCAUUGAGGGACGAGUAGCAGUUGAGUGGUUCGACCCAUCUGCGGAGUCGCAAGCACGGAAAUAUGCAUUCAAGUGCCACCGACAGACAUCAGAUGAAGUAGAUGUGGUUUUCCCAGUUAAUGCGCUUUCAUUCAAUCCCAUUCAUGGCACCUUCGCAUCUGGAGGUGGGGACGGAGUGGUCGCCCUUUGGGAUGGGGUUGCGAAAAGGAGAAUUAGGCAAUACCAGAAGUAUCCGUCAAGCGUUGCUGCUGUAGACUUUAGCAGCAAUGGGAAGUAUUUGGCAAUAGCUAUUAGCCCCGGUUUCGAAGACGGGAAAGAUGAUAUAGCCGGAGGCACAGUCAACAUUUACGUGCGUGAACUUGGGGAGACGGAAGCUAAAGGGAAAGGGGCGAAAUAA
This is a messenger RNA of Aspergillus tanneri, 1065 nucleotides long. Its product is annotated as WD40 repeat domain-containing protein. The record is from RefSeq and is a predicted model, not a curated record. NCBI's taxonomy places the organism in Eukaryota, Fungi, Ascomycota, Eurotiomycetes, Eurotiales, Aspergillaceae. The transcript has 3 exons. Gene Ontology annotation, biological process: mitotic spindle assembly checkpoint signaling. Bases 1 to 1065 code for a protein of 354 amino acids. Gene Ontology annotation, molecular function: ubiquitin binding. Gene Ontology annotation, cellular component: mitotic checkpoint complex; kinetochore; bub1-bub3 complex.